GUUUGGUGGAGAGGAACAGCAGGUGUCAGAGUGAAACAGAGUCAGAUAUAUAUUUCUUUGAUUUUUUGUUAAGUUUGUACACUUAGUAUUUGUGCACUCUGUCCAUCUGAGCUGACCUGGAAAACCAAAACAUUCAGAUUCAACAGCAAAACCCGCAGCGUUUUGAUUUGAAGUCAUUCAGGAUUUCCCAUCAACAGCCAGGCGAACAUGACGAACAAGACGGGUCUCAUCCUGAAGGUGGCCUUGCUGCUGCUGGUGCUGCUGCAGGGCACAGAUGCAAAGAUGGAAAUCAUGACUAGUAAGCAAGAUUUCCUCGUCGGAGAAGAAAUCAUUCUGGUGUGUAAAAUCCUGACUGGAGAAGGAGAAAUCACAUGGUUUAAGGAUGGCACGGAAAUCGAUGAUAGCGACAUGGUGAAACAUGUGGAUGAAACUGUCUCUAAAUUGGUCAUUAAGAAGGCUACAAUGAAAGAUGCAGGCAGAUAUACCUGUAUGUGUGAGUUAAACAGCGGACCCAUAGAUGAAGCUCUGACACAGAUUUAUGUUUAUGAGGCUCUUUCAUUUGGAAGUACCCCCAGCUACCAUGAGUUUCUGGAGGGCACAGAUGGUUUGGUGCCAUGCAUGGUGACUGGCAAGCCAGUGGUGGAUGUUCACUGGCUCAGAAACAAAGAAGAAAUCUCCACUAAUGCAGGAAAGCGUGUGCGUCAGCUGCCUGAUAAUACACUCCUCAUUGAGAAUGUGAAGAGAGAGGAUGCUGGGACAUACUAUUGCCAGGCCCAGAUCAGAGGAAGGCCCAUUAAUGAGCAACUCCCCAUCUCUGUUGUCGUCAAUGUUCUUCCAUCUGUGCGACUGAGAGAAGAAGUGAAAAGAGUGAUGGCCGGACCAGAAGCCAAUGUUUCGUUGCUGUGUUUAGUAGACGGUGUACCAAAACCCAACAUCACCUGGACCAUGCCAGUAGCAUAUGACCCUUCACAUCAUCAGUUUAACUCAGACCGCAGCCAGCUGACCAUACGGUCUGUUGCCCGGGUCGACUACGGAGAGUACAUCUGCACCGCCACCAACAAGAUAGCUGAGAGCAGUGCUACUAUUUUGCUUCAUGUUUUUGAGGCUCCAGAGGUGUUUGUGUCAGCAGAGCAGCAGAGUGUAUCAAUGGGUGAGCGUGUAUCUGUGUCCUGUAACGUCUCAGGCCAUCCUCAGCCUGAGCUGCACUGGCUCAACAAGAACAAUGGACGCACACUGGACUCCACCACCGGUCGAGUCCGUGUCGUUGAUGGUGUGUUGGUGAUUGAUGAGGUAGUGCCCUCUGAUGGUGGACUGUAUUCCUGCAUGGCUGUCAGCAUCUCUGGAAAUGCAUCCAGAGACAUUGCAAUACACACCCAGCCUGGUCCACCUCACUACCUGUCAGUCUCACCUGGACCAACUUCAGUCAUCUUCUCCCUCAAAACCACACCCAUCGAUGGAGGGACACCAAUCACAAGUUUUGUCCUGCAGUGGAGGCAAAGUGCAGCAGAACAGUGGAAGGAGAUCGCAGUCCCAACUUCAGGUCCUCUAACUCUCACCAACCUCAAGCCAUACACAUUGUACACAGUGCGUCUGGCUGCCUUGAAUGCCAUGGGAGUGGGACAGUUCUCGGAAACAAACACCGUCCGCACCCAGGGAAUACAGGGUGAACCAGACAGUCCAGUGUUGUUGUCCAGUGAGAUGAAAGUAGAGGGCAACUCCAUCUUCAUCCCUCUUAAACAGCUUGAUGAUGGUGGAACUCCUCUGCUGCACUUUCACAUGCGAUACAGACAGAAUAAAGAGCGGAGUGAGUGGAAAAAUGUGGAGCUGCCAUCCGAUGCUGACUCUAUCUCCCUUCAAGACCUGUCCUACGGCUCAGACUAUCAACUGGAACUCAAAGCCAUCAAUGCUAAUGGUUCCUCUAUCCCUGCCAGGUUCAACUUCACCAUCGCAGCACAGCCUGUGAGCAACCGCAUGACCAAAGGCAGCGUGAUUUCCAUCGUCAUGGUGAUCUUCUUGGUGGUAUUCCUGGUGGUAGAUGUCACCUGCUGCUACAGAAAUCGCUGCGGCCUGCUCAUGUCCAUUGUGAAACUCUUUGGACAGAAAGUCCCAGGCCUCAAAAUGUUUGAAGACGGAGAGGUAGCCACCAAUGGAGAAGUGAAGCUGAAGGGUAUAACAACUCCAAGAGCCAGUGUGCAUGAUGCAGGGGUUCAGACACUCACUAGGGACGGGCAGCUUGCAGAGGUCACCUGCGACAAAGCCCCCCUCACCAAACACGAGAAAAAACUGUCAGGCAGAGACCUGCACUUUGACGAUGCAUGAGACCAGACACCAGAGAAACAGGAAACAACAAAUAAGACAAGUCAACGGACAAGUGAUAAUGUAAAGACAAGAAGAUAUCAAACAAUCACUGAGUCUUAAUAACUGAGUCAGAACAGUCAGCGAUCCUUACCUUCAAUACAACUUCCAUGGGAAAGGUCAAUCAUUACUGACAGGCUGAGGGAAAAAACUCAGAUGUUGUUGAGGUUUAUUUAAACUGUUCUGUUUCAGACGUCUGUGCUGUUGGAGUGAGAGGACAGUGGGCUGAAAAUCAGCUCGCAUAAAGAGCUGUUGUUGUUCUGUGUGCUCUGAUGUAGAUUAGGUCAAAAGACAAAUUUUACAUUACAAUUUUACAAAAAUUCAUUUUACAGGGUAAUUUUGAUGUCUUGUGUUUUACAGGGUAAUAUUACUGGUGUUAUAAAUUUAGCUUCAAAUAUUUUCUAAAAGUCACAACAAAUGUUUACCUUCAGCCUUUUGAAUGUUGUGCACAGACACAAGAUCUUAUUUUAUAUUUACUCUUUGGUAAAUGUACCAUGGAUAUCCUGUGUAAUGCGCUGAAGAAUUCUGUUUUUUACCUAUAUGUAUAUAUUUUUUAUUGUUAUUAAUGUUUUUAUUAACAUGCAACGUGGCUGCUCUCCUGAUGGUUGUAUAAGACUAAACAUCUUAUACUUUCAGAUGAAAUAACACUGUAUCCUGAUACUGACCUGUAUUUUGAACCAUUUAAAGGACAUUUCAGCUUAAACUAAACUUGCCUAACCUUUAUUUAAUUAUCAUGCACUAAUAUUUAUUGUUUUUAAACCAUACAUGAGAGAUAUUUAUCACGAGAGGCUUUGAACUUGAGGCCAUAUUUGAUUUUGUAAUCAGCUCUAUAAGAACUUUUUUUUUAAUUCUCAGCACCUAAUUCACGGGAGCAUGUAAUUAAAAGCAGCUUUUAUUAUGAGAACCUUCUUUGAUGUACCUGUAAUAAUAGGUGUCAUGUAAAACAUAUAUACACCCAAACAAAGUUGACCACUGCUGUAAGUUAUUCUGGACUUAUUGUCAAAUUGAAAUUUACAGUAAGUAAACAUGUUCAGAGGUGCUGUAUGUGACUCUGGAGAAAGACAGAUGAUUCUUGAGUUUCAUUCCCAGGGUGUCAGAUACUGAUGUUGUUAUUUGUCAGCCUAGACUUGACAAUCAUCCAUCUUUCUCCAGAGUUACACACAGCACCUUUCAAGUGAAAAUGUUUCAGGUCAAAUAUUUAAUUUACAGCUUUUUGUUUAGAAGAUGCUAUGCCGUCUUUCAUGUUUUCAAGUGACCUGGCCGUCUUAUUGAAGUGUUAUGAUAUUGUUGUAAUAUUGCAUUGACCGCUGUACAUGGCUGUACAUACACAUGUUGUUACAUCUUUUUGUUUGAUAAAAACUUCGACUGUAAAAGAGCUUCAUGUC
Messenger RNA from Epinephelus lanceolatus (giant grouper), 3740 nucleotides. NCBI's taxonomy places the organism in Eukaryota, Metazoa, Chordata, Actinopteri, Perciformes, Serranidae. The record is from RefSeq and is a predicted model, not a curated record.